UAUGAAUACUAGAUUAUGUUUUAAAAUUACAUGCUUGUCACACAUCUCAACUUCUUUGAUGGCUGCUUUUCAGGGAAAGAGAGGUAUUGAAAAGCAGCCUUUUCAACUUCCUGAUUUCAUUGCUGCCACAGGAAUCGAGAAAAUCAGACAAGUUCUUCAUGAUGCCUUCUUCAAACAUCAGACUAAGCCGAAAUUGACAAAUCACGGUGAUUUGUAUUAUGAGGGGAAGGAAUUUGAGGUGAAACUGCGAGAAAUGAAGCCAGGGACAUUGUCACAUGAGUUAAAAGAGGCUCUAGGCAUGCCUGAUGGUGCCCCCCCACCAUGGCUCAUCAAUAUGCAGAGAUAUGGUCAUCCACCUUCUUAUCCUCAUUUAAAAAUCCCUGGCCUUAAUGCACCAAUCCCCGCUGGAGCUAAAUUUGGCUAUGGGCAUGGAGAAUGGGGCAAACCACCUGUUGAUGAAUAUGGACGUCCCCUCUAUGGAGAUGUUUUCGGCUUUGUGCAACAAGAACAGCCCAAUUAUGAGGUAAAGGAACAUAGUAUAUUAGAACCUUUUUCAUACAUGCUCCCCUCUUUGUAA
Molecule: messenger RNA, 577 nt
Organism: Salvia miltiorrhiza (redroot sage)
Lineage: Eukaryota; Viridiplantae; Streptophyta; Magnoliopsida; Lamiales; Lamiaceae
Exons: 5
Coding region: 2-577 (191 amino acids)
Biological process (GO): mRNA splicing, via spliceosome
Cellular component (GO): catalytic step 2 spliceosome; U12-type spliceosomal complex; nucleus
Source: RefSeq, a predicted model, not a curated record